AACCUCCCGACCAAGGCCGCACCAGCGCACCACGAGACCCCACGGUGCGGCGCGACCGAAUCCGCCCGCCGCCCGGCCGCUCCUCGGCGACGCCGGCCAAGACGACGCCUCGCCCUCUCCCUCGCGCCACCACCCAAGCCGUUCCCGUCGCGUGCCGGACCCAGCGACCACGCCGAUGCCGCCGCCGAGCUCCUCCUCCUCCUCCCUCCCGCUCGCCGCCGCCCCGAUGUCCAACCCGGGCCCCUCCUCCUCCUCGCAGGCCCCCAACCCACUCGCCGCGGCCUCCUCCUUCCUCCACCACCACCUCUCCCGCCUCGCGUCCCGCUUCGCUGCCCCGCCGCGCCCCGCGCUGGCCGCGACGGCGGCUAUGGCGCCCCCGGGGCCGCAGGGCGCCUCCUCCCUCUCCCUCGCGCUCGCGCCCGACGAGGUCGCGCGCGCGCUCACCGGCACCCCCGUCUUCACCGUCUGUAACUCCAGCAACGAGUUCAUGCUCGUCUCCGACCCCGCCACCGGCCUCCGCUCCCUCGGCCUUCUCUGCUUCCGCUCCGAGGACGCCGAUGCUCUCCUCACCCACAUGAGGACGCGGCAACCUGUGGUAGGGAGGGGGGCAAAAGUGGUGCCUAUUACGCUUGAUCAGGUUUAUAUGUUGAAGGCUGAAGGUAUUGCAUUUCGGUUCUUACCUGACCCUCUUCAAAUUAAGAAUGCGCUGGAGUUGAAAUCUGGCUUAACUGCUUUUGAUGGUGUUCCUGUUUUCCAGUCAGAUCUAUUGGUUGUCAAGAAACAGAAGAAACGUUAUUGUCCAAUAUAUUUUCAAAAGGAGGACAUAGAAAGAGAACUUACAAGGGCAUCUAAAAGUUCAAGAGGAUCCGCCUUCUCUAAGCAAAUUAUGGUUGGGAGUUUGGAAGAUGUCUUGAAGAAAAUGGAGAUGAACGAGAGGAAUUCUGGUUGGGAUGACUUGAUCUUUAUACCCCCUGGGAAAAACCUCAACCAACAUAUUAAUGAGGUAUCAGCAUAAUUUUGUUAUUGCAGUGAUACCAUAGAGUUUGAGCCAUUCGCUCACUUCAAAUGCUGUGAUGGCCAGCCAGUCAACAGUGUCAAAUCGCUGCCUGAGCUUCUUUUUAAUAAGUUUUUAAUGGUUCGACUUGUAACGAAAACAAUUCAAGAUGAAAGUGAUAAGAUAUGUUUGUGAUUUUUUUUCAUUGUUUCACUAAACAUCCAUACAAACUCCACUCGAUGCUGGCGAAGUGUAUCAUGAUCACGGUGUGUUUGGUGGUCUUUCAUGGGGGGAUAAAAAUCCAAGUUUCCCUUGUCGCGCUAUGGACCAGAGGUCCAACCAACUAGUUAGCAACCUGGACCGAAAAGGACGUUCAUGUAAUCAUUUUGUCUUUCCAUUCCCUGUUUUGCACUUGAAAUCCCAAAGAGAUGCAAUUUAUUUCCUAUUCUUUUUAGAUAAUGUUUCCUGUGCUUUUAUGAACAAUAAUCAUUUCC
Molecule: messenger RNA, 1488 nt
Organism: Oryza brachyantha (malo sina)
Lineage: Eukaryota; Viridiplantae; Streptophyta; Magnoliopsida; Poales; Poaceae
Product: protein TIC 22, chloroplastic
Exons: 8
Coding region: 176-1015 (279 amino acids)
Biological process (GO): protein transport
Cellular component (GO): chloroplast
Source: RefSeq, a predicted model, not a curated record